GUCUGCCGCUUUUCUUCCAUCAGGACCACACGUUCAACUACGCACUAGUUGUCAUUUUUUUAGUCACAUUAGCGCGUUUUGUUUUGUCAGCGUCCAUCUUUGUCGUUGGGUCGGAAGCAGCACGGUACCAUCAUGUCUGUAGCGGGCCUCAAGAAGCAGUUCCACAAAGCCACUCAGAAAGUGAGCGAGAAAGUCGGCGGAGCCGAGGGGACGAAGCUCGAUGAGGACUUCACUGAAAUGGAAAAGAAGGUGGACACCACCACGCGGGCGGUGAUGGACAUCAUGACCAAGACGACUGAGUAUCUGCAGCCUAAUCCAGCCACCAGAGCCAAGAUGAGCAUGAUGAACUCCAUGUCUCGCAUCCGGGGCCAGGAGAAGGGACCAGGCUACACCCAGACAGAGGCCAUCCUGGGAGAGUCCAUGCAGCGGUUCGGGCGGGAGCUCGGCGAGGAGUCUAAUUUCGGCCUGGCUCUCAUCGACGCCGGGGAAUCCAUGCGUGAACUGGCCGAGGUUAAAGACGCUCUGGACAUGGAGGUGAAACAGAACUUCAUCGACCCGCUGCAGAACCUCCACGAAAAAGACCUCAAGGAGAUCCAGCAUCACCUGAAGAAGAUGGAGGGGCGCCGUCUGGACUUUGAUUAUAAGAAGAAGCGUCAGGGCAAAGUGACGGACGAUGAGAUCAAGCAAGCCUUGGAGAAGUUUGACGAGUCCAAGGACAUCGCUGAGCUCAGCAUGUUCAACCUGCUUGAGAGCGACAUCGAGCAGGUGAGCCAGCUGGCGGCGCUGGUCCACGCUCAGGUGGAGUAUCACACCCGGGCCGCCGAGAUCCUCACGCAGCUGUGCAGCAAGAUCGACGAACGGAUAAAGGAUUGCUCCAGCAAGCCCAGGAAAGAAUACAUUGCCAAGCCUCGCACGCACCUGGACUUCUCCAUCAGUGAGAACCACAAUGGAGGCAUCCACAGCGCUCGUUCUCCAGGGGCGAGGUCACCAGCGAGGUCUCCAGGUGAGACAAUCUACCAGCAUCUCCUCCAUCACCAUUGUGUGUUUCCUUUGGGUUUCUUUUCUCGGCAUCCACCAUCUCUCCAUCCUCAUCCAUACACAAAUGCUUCCGUUCAAUCCCCAACGCUUUGUCUCACCUUUGUUCUCCUUUCCCUUCCACAGCAAGAUCUCCAGCAGCCAGGUCACCAGCCCCCAUGGACCAGCCGUCCUGCCGCGCUCUCUACGACUUCGACCCAGAAAACGAGGGCGAGCUCGGCUUCAAGGAGGGCGACAUCAUCACCUUGACCAACAAGAUCGACGAAAACUGGUACGAGGGGAUGCUGCACGGCAACUCUGGCUUCUUCCCCAUCAACUACGUGGACAUCCUGGUGCCGCUGCCGCACUAGAGCACCACCUAGCGAUGCUGUAGAGGAGAAAAAAAAACACAAAAAAAAAAAAUCAAACCCUCGUUAUACCCUCCCGAUUAAACCUGACAACGACUCGGCUCCAAACUGCGCUACGCAAUAGCAAGCCAGUGUCGAAUAAUGUCAAUAAGAAACGAUGAAAAAUCAGCGUAGAUGUGGUAGCCACGCCCCCCCAUCAUCUUCACUACGAUUUUUUUUUGUGUUAAAUUUCAGUAUCGCACAUUGUACUUAGUGGACGUCACCGCUGUAGCUAGAACUUUAUCUCUGUCAUGCUAGGAAAAAAAAACCUAAUGUGUGUGAUGUUUGUUAGCAAAGCAUGAUCAAAGCAAGUUUGUUUGUUUUUUUAGCUUCCAACGUUACAUCAUCGCAUCAUUCAUCAUGUGUUUGGACGGCGGUGGUUUUGUGUAAAAAUGGGUUUCAGAUACCAAAGUGAGCAUCGAAAACUAUCUUAUUUUUGGUGUUUUUAUUUUGUCGGGCAGGGGUGGGGAAUGUAUUUGUGAGUGUGACAUUCCGCGUCAGAAACAGCAGUGAUUAGUGAAGUGAUGAUAAGUAACGUCGACAACUACGGCGUGUUUGUGCCGUAUGAUACCCCCCCUCCCCCCCAUUUAAAAAAAAUCAACAACUUGUGUGCAAAAUGGUGGCUGUGUUGUGAUAUUAUCUAACAUGUAGAGAUUUGCUUUGCAGUUUUAUUCCUCUCUUUGCAGCAGAACGUCUUUGCUCACUUGUCCGAUAAGUAUUCUCGUAGUUUAGCUGGUGGUAAAAACCAGCCAACAAUCGCUGGUCGGAGUGCGAUAUCAUUUUUUUUUUUUGUCUUGACUGUGAGAUAUUAACCCUUCGAUGUCCAUCCAUCAUUGUAGCUACUGUAAAAAAAAAAAAACAAAAAAAAAACACGUAACAAGUAAGUCAAUGAUUCCCUUCUUGUAGGACUGUUGUGGUUUGGUUUACAGAGUUGUAGUAUUUGGUCGUCAUGGUUACGAUAAAGCAACUAUAAAGCAGUGCGAUAAUUUGUAUUGAAGUACAAAAAAGAAUUGGCUGUGUGGUAUCUUUCCUGUGUCAAACAGACUUAAGCCCAGAAUUAGUCAUCCUUUUUCCAGAUUUAGUCUAAAAUUAGUAUUUGUGAAUAAAUACUAUUAUUUUUAUUAUUAUGAUGGUUUGCUGUUGUCGACCAAGUACCUGGCGACUAAACUGAGAAUUAACUGUUACUUGAAACGUGGCCAGGGUAUGAAUCAUUUUAGUCUUUAACUGCAAUAUUGUAGACUUUAUUAUUUUGUCGGGAUUGUAAUACGACGCAGAAAGGAAUCCAAUAACAUUCCUAGCAUUCCUAUUCUGGAUGGGGUCGGUAUCUUGGAAACGUUUUUUAAGUUCACGUAAGAAAUGUAUUUUAAGAUAGGGACCAAUCAGACGCUUAGACGCUGCUAUGUCAACAUCCAAGCGAAAUCUCUUUCUCUGGGGAAUGGGGGGGGUCGCCAUUGUUUAGCUUGCUUCUCACUUCCAUCACAUCUAAGCCAUGCCCCUCAAAGGUUUUUCCGAUUGCUCCGCCCAUUUUUUUUAGAGCAUUGACGUUCAAAAUGGACGUGUGUGUGUUAAUUGAAGGCAUCCUUUCUUUUAAAGGGGAAGCACAAGUGUCAGUAUACUGUGUUGGCUCAUCAUUAACGUCAUGUUGUCAUUCUUUUUUCUUUUUUUUUUUUUUACAAGGAAUUAUUUUCCCUCUUUUUCUCUAUCACUUUUUUAAAAGAAUACAAUUGUGUGUAUCUUUGCCCUCAAUGAGGACUGCUGUACAGCUUUUCUGUUUUUUUUCUUUUCAUCCUACGCGUGUAUGUGCGUUUAGUCACUCAUCUACAGUAAUGUAUCUUAUUUUUGUAACUGUGACAAAGUAUUGACAUGAUUAUAUAUAGAUGUGUAUAUAUAAAUACACUAUGAUAAUACUGUAUAUGGGAAGAAGAAGAAUGAAGAGGAGGAGGAGGAGGAGAGAUUGUCUGUGCUGCACAUGAUUGUUUUCUUUUUCUCUCUCUGUUUUAUUUCAUUGUAUGCUUGAUGUAAAGACAACAAUGUGAUAUGUCAUUUAUUCCAAUAAAUACAGACAAAUGCU
This is a messenger RNA of Doryrhamphus excisus (bluestripe pipefish), 3492 nucleotides long. RefSeq names its product SH3 domain containing GRB2 like 2a, endophilin A1 (gene sh3gl2a). Gene Ontology annotation, molecular function: protein binding. NCBI's taxonomy places the organism in Eukaryota, Metazoa, Chordata, Actinopteri, Syngnathiformes, Syngnathidae. Gene Ontology annotation, biological process: synaptic vesicle uncoating. Gene Ontology annotation, cellular component: cytoplasm; presynapse; glutamatergic synapse. The record is from RefSeq and is a predicted model, not a curated record.